Prunus armeniaca (apricot) is the source of this 183-nucleotide messenger RNA. Lineage: Eukaryota; Viridiplantae; Streptophyta; Magnoliopsida; Rosales; Rosaceae. The record is from the annotation of a GenBank genome assembly.
AUGACCGGCCUGACUCCGCCGUCCUACCCCACCUGUUCUCCGACGUCAGCCGGCAGCGAUACCGCCGGAAAGUGCAGAAAAACGGCCGGUUUUUACCCAGAUUUUCCGGAGCUCGUUCCGGCGAUUCCGGCCACCAAAUCUUGCGAUCAAGGUAUGGUUUCUCACCUAUUUUCCGAGCUCUAG